Manihot esculenta (cassava) is the source of this 1177-nucleotide messenger RNA. RefSeq lists its product as uncharacterized. Lineage: Eukaryota; Viridiplantae; Streptophyta; Magnoliopsida; Malpighiales; Euphorbiaceae. The transcript is spliced from 3 exons. The coding region runs from base 127 to 996 and encodes 289 amino acids. The record is from RefSeq and is a predicted model, not a curated record. Gene Ontology annotation, cellular component: chloroplast. Gene Ontology annotation, molecular function: N-acetyltransferase activity. Gene Ontology annotation, biological process: N-terminal protein amino acid acetylation.
UGUCCUUGGAAACAGCCACAGAAGCAGAGACAACAUUCUGUGUGGAAGCUAAAUACUUUUUCCUUCGAGAGAGAAAACCGCAAAGAAUCUCUCUGAUGCUUUAGAGACAGAGAAAAUCUCCGAGAAAUGCGGUCCAUACCGUGGGGAGUUGCAGUGUCCCCAACCUCCAUUAACAACAACCUUAAUUUCAAUUUCAAGAAACAGCAACAGCAACCAUCCUUCUUUUACUCCACUUCCUCUUCUUCUUCUUCUUCUUCUUCUUCUUCUAGGGUUUCUCAUGAACCCUCUCUCUCUCCCCUCUCCAAAUCAGGAGCAUGCCGAGCAAGUCAAGUGGUUGAAUUAUUCCCUUCUGUGUCUCCUGAGAUUGUUGUGAGGGAGGCAAGGCUAGAGGAUUGUUGGGAAGUGGUGGAGACUCACUGCAGCUGCUUCUUCCCUGACUACUCCUUCCCCCUAGAUUUUGUUUUGAGGAUUGACAGGCUGGUGGGGAUGUUAUCAGGGUUCUCUAUACCAAAUGGUUGCAAGAGAACUUGUCUGGUUGCUAUCAUUGGUAAUUCAGGUGAUGAAUCCUUCUGCUUUGGAAGUGAAGAUUUCAAAAUUGGAGGCUUUGAUGGGAAAUUCAGUCUCAAUAGAGGAUAUGUUGCUGGCAUACUGACUGUGGAUACAGUGGCUGAUUUUCUUCCAAGGAAAGGCCCACUUCGGCAAAGAAGGACUGGAAUUGCAUAUAUAUCGAAUGUUGCAGUUCGGGAGAGACACCGGCGGAAGGGGAUAGCUAAGAGACUAAUAGCAAAGGCAGAGACUCAGGCCAGAAGCUGGGGCUGCCGUGCCAUUGCUUUGCAUUGUGAUCUGAACAAUCCUGGUGCCACAAAACUGUAUAAAGGCCAGGGUUUCAAAUGUAUUAAGGUACCAGAAGGAGCAAACUGGCCCCAGCCAAGGACCUCUCCAGAUAUCAAAUUCAACUUCAUGAUGAAGCUUCUGAAAACCCCAACAACCACUUAGAAUUUUUUUGAUCUGAAAAUGUAAAAUAAAUAAAUAAAUAAAAAUUGUAGGUAGAAGGUGAAAGUAGGACAACUGGGAUAACAGCUUAUAAAUGUACCACAGCCUUAGUGGUUUUGUACUAAUUAUGCCUGUAAUAUUUAUACCUCCCUGUUUAUACGAUAGAUGGCCUUUUUUUUCUAAA